CCUCCAGCUACGUCAGGGGAGGUACAGGUUGGAUAUUAGGAAAAAAACAAUCACCAAAAGAAUAAUAAAGUACUGGAAUUGUCUUCCCAGGGAGGUGGUGGAAUCACCAUCUCUGAUGUGUUUAAAAAAAGACUGGACGUGGCACUUGGUCUGGUUGAGGUGUCAGGGCAUGGGCUGGACUCGAUGAUCCUGGAGGUCUCUCCCAGCCUCAUUGUUCUGUGAUCCUGUGUCCAUCCAGCUGGCACAGCCGCCGUGUCCCGUGGCCUACGAGCACCUUUGUGCCACAAACUGGGGCCAUGGCUGAGCGGGUGCUGGUGGUCGGCAGCGGGGGCAGGGAGCACGCCCUGGCCUGGAAGUUGGCCCAGUCCCCACACGUCAAACACGUGUUUGUGGCUCCAGGAAAUGCAGGCACAGCUGGCCACGGGAAAAUCUCCAAUUCAGCUGUAUUAGUGAGCAAUCACACUAUUGUUACCCAGUUCUGCAAAGAUCACAACAUUGGGCUUGUGGUAGUCGGCCCAGAAGCUCUUUUGGCAGCUGGGAUUGUCGAUGACCUGAGGGCAGCAGGAGUUCGGUGCUUUGGGCCCUGGGCCAGGGCAGCCCAGCUGGCCUCCGACAGCAGCUCCAGCAAAGCCUUCCUGGAGCGCCACGGGAUGCCCACGGCGCGCUGGAGAGCCUUCAGCACCCCGCAGGAAGCCUGCAGGUUCAUCACCAGCACAGACUUCCCUGCGCGCGUGGUGCGGGCGCGGGGGCCAGCGGCCAGGAAAGAAGUGACCAUUGCAGCCAGCAAGGAGGAGGCCUGCAGAGCUGUCCAGGAGAUUAUGCAGGACAGAAUGUUUGGAGAGAUGGUUGUUAUUGAAGAACUGCUUCAAGGGGAAGAACUUUCUUGCUCCUGCUUCACCGACGGUGUCACCGUGGCCUCCAUGCCCCCGGCUCAGCCCCACAAGCGGCUGCUGGACGGCGAGCAGGGCCCCACCACGGCAGGGAUGGGAGCCUAUUGCCCCGUGCCUCAGGUUCCAGAAGCUCUCCUAGAGCAAAUCAGGAGCGCAAUCCUCCAGCACGUCGUGGACAGCUUGAGACAAGAAGGAGCAGCCUAUGUAGGUGUGCUGCAAACAGGUUUGAUGCUGACCAAAGAGGGGGUGAAGAUUUUAAACUUUAAAUGCCAGUUUGGGGAUCCCCAGUGUCAGGUGAUUCUCCCUCUGCUUAAAAAUGAUUUCUAUGAAGUGAUUCAAGCAGCAAUUGAUGGGAAACUCUGCAGCUGCAUGCCAGCCUGGCUGGAGAACAGAACUGCUGUGUGUGUGGUCAUGGCCAGCCCAGGAUACCCAGGAGACUCUGACAAAGGCAUGGAGGUAACAGGGCUUCUGCAAGCCAAGGAGCUGGGGCUGCAGGUGUUCCACGGGGGCACCGUGCUGAAGGAUGGCCGGGUGGUGACAAGUGGUGGCAGAGUCCUGUCCGUCACUGCUGUCAGGCAGGACCUGAUGGAAGCCCUGGGAGAAGCCAACAAGGGCGUGGCCACCAUCCACUUCCAGGGGGCCACCUUCAGGAGGGACAUCGGGCGCCGGGGGCUGCGGCUGCUCCGCCAGCCCCUGGCCCUGGUGUUCAAGGACAGACAGGUAGGAGCUGGGAGCAGGGAGGUUUUGGGCCGUCUGCCACAAACACCAGCUGUGAGAGGCACCAGGGCAGGGGGUCGUUCUGACAGAGGAGGCUUUGCUGCUUUCUUUGACCUGAAGGCAUCUGGUUAUGAUGAUCCCAUCCUGGUGUCCCAGACCAAGGGCCUUGGUCCCAAACUGCAGGUUGCCCAGGUCUGUAAAAGACACGACACCAUCGGGCAGGACCUGGUGGCCCUGUGUGUCAAUGACCUGCUGGCCCAGGGGGCUGAGCCCCUCUUCUUCCUCAGCCAUUUGGCCUGUGGCAAACUCGAUGCUGAAGUGAUGGAAACAAUCAAAGAAGGAAUAGCUGAGGCUUGCAGGAGUGCAGGCUGUGCUUUCCUGGGUGGGGAGGUGACAGAAGUGGCAGCUCCGUGUCCCCCGGGGCACUGUGCCCUGGCGGGGUUCGCGGUGGGCGCGGUGGAGCGGGGCCAGCGGCUGCCGGGGCUGCAGAGAGCCGAGGAGGGGGACGCGCUCCUGGGGCUGGGCUCCGCCGCCAUCCACGGCCGCGCCUUCGGCGUGGUGCGGAGGAUCCUGCUGACAUCCUCCCUGCACUGCUCCUCGCCAGCCCCGGGCAGCUGCGGGGACACCACGCUGGGAGAUGUUCUGCUGACCCCAGGGAAGAUGUUCAGCCCAGCUCUGCUGCCCGUCCUUCGCUCGGGGCACGUGAAGGGCUUUGCCCCCACGGCCGAGGGGCUCCUGGGGGGCAUCUCCAGACUCCUGCCCGAGCACGUCAGCGCCGUCCUGGAUGCUCUCAGCUGGAAGAUCCCUGAAAUCUUUGGCUGGCUCUACAAGGAGGGGAACCUCUCUGCAGAGGAGAUGGCUCAGACCUUUCCCUGUGGGAUUGGGGCUGUCUUGGUCGUGCAGAAGGAGCUGGCCCAGCACGUUCUCCAGGACAUCCAGAGGCAGCAGGAGGCCUGGCUGAUUGGGAAGGUGGUUGCCCCUUGUCACACAGGUUCUCACAUUGAAGUGGAGAAUCUUGCAGAGGCCCUGCAGCUGAGCAGCCCCCAGCAGCUGCUGGACACCAGCACUGCCGAGAUCCAGCCCCAGCCCAGGAAGAGAAAGGUGAAGGUGGCUGUUCUUGUCUCUGGAGCAGGCACGGCCCUGCCUGCGCUCAUCGGCUCCGCCCGGGAGCCGGGCAGCUGUGCCCAGCUGGUGCUGGUCAUCUCCAACAGACCCGGGGUGCAGGAGCUGCGGAGCGCCGCCCGCGCCGGAAUCCCCACCAGGGUGAUUGAUCACAAAUUGUACGGGAGUCGCUCGGAAUUCGACAGCACCAUUGACCGAGUCCUGGAGGAAUUCUCUGUGGAGCUCAUCUGUCUGUCAGGGUUCAUGAGAGUUUUGUCCAGCCCUUUUCUCCGAAAAUGGAAAGGAAAAAUUUUGAAUGCUUCUCCAUCACUUUUUCCACUCAUCAAGGAUGGAAAUGCCCAGCAAGAGCCCCUGGAAAGUGGAUUCAAAGUCACAGGCUGCACUGUGCAUUUCGUCCUGGAGGAGCCGGGCGCCGGCGCCGCGAUCCGCCGGGAGCCGCUGCCGGCGGGCCCGGGGGACACGGAGGCAGCGCUGGGCGAGCGGCUGCAGGAGGCCGAGCUCAGGGCUUUCCCCCUGGCCCUGCAGCUCGUGGCCAGCGGGGCCGCCUGGCUGGGACCCCACGGAAGAACGUGCUGGAGGCGGGAGAGACGGAGGCUGAGCCCGGAGGAGGAGCAGGGACGCGGAGCGGCCUCUGCCGAGGAGCCUCCGGAACGCGAGGGGCUCUGGGCCGGUCCCUGAGGGGAUCUGGGAGGGUCCCUGAAGGGAUCUGGGCAGUCCCUGAGGGUCCCUGAGGGGCUCUGGGCUGGACCCUGAGGGGAUCUGGGCAAUCCCUGAGGGUCCCUGAGGGGAUCUGGGCAGUCCCUGAGGGGGCUCUGGGCCGGUCCCUGAGGGGAUCUGGGAGGGUCCCUGAAGGGAUCUGGGCAGUCCCUGAGGGUCCCUGAGGGGCUCUGGGCUGGACCCUGAGGGGAUCUGGGCAAUCCCUGAGGGUCCCUGAGGGGAUCUGGGCAGUCCCUGAGGGGACUCUGGGCCCAUCCUUGAGGGGAUCUGGGCUGGACCCUGAGGGGAUCUGGGAGGGUCCCCCUGAGGGACUCUGGGCCGGUCCCUGAGGGGAUCUGGAAGGGACCCUGAGGGGAUCUGGGCAGUCCCUGAGGGGCUCUGGGGAGGUCCUUGAGGGGAUCUGGGAGGGUCCCCCUGAGGGACUCUGGGCCGGUCCCUGAGGGGAUCUGGGCAGUCCUUGAGGGGAUCUGGAAGGGACCCUGAGGGGAUCUGGGCUGGACCCUGAGGGGCUCUGGGGAGGUCCCAGAGGGGAUCUGGGCCGGUCCUUGAGGAGCUCUGGGAGGGUCCCCCUGAGGGGAUCUGGGCCGGACCCUGAGGGACUCUGGGCUGAUCCUUGAGGGGAUCUGGGCCAGACCCUGAAGGGGUCUGGGGAGGUCCUUGAGGGGCUCUGGGAGGGUCCCUGAGGGGAUAUGGGCGGGUCCUUGAGGGACUCUGGGCAGUCCCUGAGGGGAUCUGGGCUGGACCCUGAAAGGAUCUGGGUAGGUCCCUGAGGGGCUCUGGGCAGUCCUUGAGGGGCUCUGGGAGGGUCCCUGAGGGGGACCUGGGGAGGGAUCUGGGGAGGACCUUGAGGGGAUCUGGCCUGGGGCGUGGGCAAAGAUCCCAUCCAAGAUCAAAGGGGGUCCCUG
Molecule: messenger RNA, 4351 nt
Organism: Vidua chalybeata
Lineage: Eukaryota; Metazoa; Chordata; Aves; Passeriformes; Viduidae
Product: trifunctional purine biosynthetic protein adenosine-3-like
Exons: 22
Coding region: 297-3407 (1036 amino acids)
Biological process (GO): 'de novo' IMP biosynthetic process; adenine biosynthetic process
Cellular component (GO): cytosol
Molecular function (GO): phosphoribosylglycinamide formyltransferase activity; phosphoribosylamine-glycine ligase activity; phosphoribosylformylglycinamidine cyclo-ligase activity
Source: RefSeq, a predicted model, not a curated record